CAGAAAGAGAAAGCUUCGAAAGUUAGGUGAUUCAAUUGUCAAUUACAGAUCACCUUUUCUGAAGAAUAAUAGAAGGCUAUGCAAGGAAUUUAGCAGAGAUGAAAAGAUUGUUCUUGAUUGGGGAUUCUCAAAAGAAGUUGAAAAAGACUGUGUCUAUAUAGAUGAGGAAGGUGUGUUUAUAACUCAUGAAGAAAUUCAGACACUUCAAGAAGGAAAUGUAGACAACUCAAUAAUUGAUGCAUUCACUAAGAUUCUGAAUGACAGAGAAGAAUCAAAUAAGUCUACAAAGCGUGCCUUCAUUGCGUCAACCCAAGUAUAUGCAAUGUUUGAUUUUGCAUCUGGUGACCCAAUAGAAAAUAUGGUUGAUAGAUUGCAAAAAGAAAUAAAUGAUGCUGCAGCAGAUGUCACAAAAUUAGAUAUGGUAAAAUGUCAUUAAUAUUUAAUUUUACAUAAUUCAAGUGUAAAAACACAAGUCAAAUUUGGUAAUCC
This is a messenger RNA of Cuscuta europaea, 489 nucleotides long. The record is from the annotation of a GenBank genome assembly. NCBI's taxonomy places the organism in Eukaryota, Viridiplantae, Streptophyta, Magnoliopsida, Solanales, Convolvulaceae.